GUGGACAUAAUACACGACGUGGAAGAAUCAGCCACGGAAAAGCUUGAUGAUUUGUCCGUGGUUCCUGACCGAACCCAUUCGUCUUCCAUAUUCUCAAAAUCAAACAAUAACGACGACUAUGGCCCUGCGUUUAUCUUCCCGCAUCCUAUUAUCUGCAUUCACAGACGAGAAAGAACUGCUGAGAAUGCCGUUCAGAGGCAAGCAUAUGUUCCCUUUUUCUUUUGCUUUUUUUAUCGCGCGAAUUGUACAUCGUUCAGAGGCAACUCAUAUUUCACCUACGGAUAAAAUGUAUCUUCCCCUUACUGCAAAAUGCUGAGUUUGGUAAAGGUAGAAGAAAUAGAGAGAGAGGAAGUAGGCACGUGAGAUGAAGUUGUUCGGUUGAAAAGGAAUAGAGUGGAAAUAGCGAGGGUGAGGAAUAGAGCGUAAAAUAUGACAAAAAGGGAGGGGUAGGAAAAAGUGUGGAUAUUCACUUCUUUCUCUUCACUUAAGGGGGGAAUAAAUUUGACUUGAUAAUACAAAGGAAAAACAUUCAUAUCCACAUUUUCCUUUCACAUUCCCUCUGGCUCCUUUCUGCCAUAUCCCCAUGUUCCCAAACAAAGGCAAAGUUUAAGGUUCCUUCCAUGCUCAUAUAUGUCGUUAGCUUCUCAUCUAUUUAAAAAACCCACGCUAUUCUGAUGUCAAGUCCAGUUAGCGUGUUGCCGCGAUGAAGUUUGUAGAAGUUCCCAGAAACCUCCAGACUCCGGAGUGUAGUGAGAUGCACUAGACUGUAGCCCUGUGACAGUUCUAGUGUAUCAUCAUCUGGCAGAAACGGGACAUUUCUCAUCAGAAUGGAACAUGCAGAUCCUUGUCGUUUAUCUUUUAAGUAUGUGCAAACGAAGUCACGUAUAAAGUUUCCCCAAGUUUCAUCAGGAAGCACAGCUGACGCUCCUUCAAGAGACAAGAAGACUGUUCCAUAUUCAAACCCUCCAAGUAGAGGUGAUGUCAGGCGUUUGUAUGAAUUGUUCGAUAGGAGUAAGAAGCUUGUUGUUUUGACCGGAGCAGGAAUAAGCACUGAGAGUGGGAUUCCUGAUUAUAGAAGCUAGAUCAGACUAUCUCUGUGAAGCGUGGGUUACAAUAAUUUUCACCUAAAGUUUUGUUAAAGAAGUUACACAUAGAGAAUGGAGAUGCUAAUUGGUUUUGAAGGACAUCACGGCAUGCAAUUGCAUUUUUCCCAAAUGGAGCAUAUAACACAGGUUUCAAACCAAUUACACACCAGGUGAUCUAAAGGAAUUUAUCCGCUCGGUUAAGGCACAGAGACGUUAUUGGGCAAGAAGCUAUGCUGGAUGGCGGCGGUUCAGUGCUGCACAUCCUAGUGCUGCUCAUAUUGCCUUAGCUUCUCUUGAAAGAGCAGGCCAGAUUAGUUAUAUGAUAACGCAGAAUGUGGACAGGUAAGUCUGGUCUGCAAAUACAUAUUAGGGGACCAAUGAGACAAUUUUUUAACUUUCUGUUUCAGGCUGCAUCAUCGUGCUGGCAGCAACCCACUUGAAUUGCAUGGUACUGUAUAUACUGUUAUUUGUAUUGAAUGUGGUUUCACUCUAGCUCGUGAACUAUUUCAGGAUCAAUUGAAGGCUCUUAAUCCCAAGUGGGCAGAGGCAAUUGAAAGUUUAGAGUACGACAGCCGUGCAGACAAGAGUUUUGGAAUGAAACAAAGGCCUGAUGGAGAUAUUGAGAUUGAUGAAAAAUUCUGGGAGGAGGAAUUCGAUAUCCCCGUCUGUCCAAAAUGCAAUGGGUUGCUGAAACCCAAUGUAGUCUUUUUUGGAGAUAAUGUCCCCAAAGGGAGAGCGGAUUCUGCAAUGCUGGCUGCCAAAGAAUGUGAUGCUUUUCUUGCACUUGGCUCUUCUUUGAUGACCAUGUCCGCUUUCCGACUUAUUAGAACUGCACACGAGGUUGGUGCAGCCACUGCGAUUGUGAAUAUUGGUGAAACAAGAGCUGAUGAUUUUGUACCUCUGAAAAUCAAUGCCAGACUUGGAGAGAUAUUUCCGAGAUUGCUCGACUUCGGAUGCCUUGUUAUCCCUGCCGUUUAAUAAAAGUUCUCUGAAUGGGAGGUAUUCAUAUUCUUCAAAGCUGGUCAGGUUUUUUGGUGUCUUUUGUACAAGUCGUCAUCUUCUUCUGUUUCUUUCCUUUCGGAUCCUUUAUGUAAUUGUAUGGCCACUGUAUACACUCUUUAACUUAAGGCUGGUGUGGGCAGUGUGGCGUAAUUCCUAUCAGUUUUUGUAUUGUUGCCAUCCUGCUGUUGGUGUGGCAUCAUUCCUAUAUCUGUUCUUGUAUUGUUGCCAUCCAUAUUUUUUGCCGGGUGCUAAUAAAGAGUGCAGCCUGGUGCACAUUGUUGUCCAUGCAUGGCGAGGUGAAGAGUCCUACUACAAGGGUGUAUAAAGAGUAAGCCUUCCCUUGUCAUUUUGGCCAGAGGUCGCUCCCAAGAUUUGAAUCUAUGACCCGGUCAUACAACACCACCAUAACCGGUGCACCAAGGCUCCCAAACUUACGGGACUCAUAAAAUUUUGUAUUUUAAAAUUUACGGACCUGCCUGAAUGCCUGAUUGGUUACUUUUUUUGUUAGUGUCUUAUUGGUUACUUAAAAUGUGUUUUCUAUCAUUUAUCUC
Cuscuta europaea is the source of this 2638-nucleotide messenger RNA. NCBI's taxonomy places the organism in Eukaryota, Viridiplantae, Streptophyta, Magnoliopsida, Solanales, Convolvulaceae. The record is from the annotation of a GenBank genome assembly.